AUGCUGCGACAAGCAUUGGCACCGCUGGAUGUAAAUAGGGCCUCCAUCUCGCACGACCCACUCUCAGCAGCACCGCACAGGACCAGAGGCGGUGGUGGUAGCUGCACGACCAGCGCUGUGGCUGGCAUCACGGAUGGAGGCGCAGGUGUCUCGCAGCACCUGGAAUUUGCCAAGCACGGCCACCACACUCCGAAACGCAACAAGCGUCAGCCCCCGUCGCCAUCUCCGUCCAGUAAGGCUUCUGCGCUUGUGCAGACCAUUAGGAAACAGCAGGUGGGCCAGGCGAGGGAGAUGCAUGUGCCCGUCUUGGACGGCAUAUCGCCCCACACGGAUGCCACCCGGGUCUCCACCGAGGAACACGUGGGGCUCAACUGCAGAGCAGCCCACAUGCCAGUGCCGCAUGACAUCAUAGCAUCUCCUCUUUCGGCCACGUCUGCAACGCCGUCACCUCAUUCAGCAAGGGACACCGAGGUCGAAGAUAUCAAUCCUCAUCCUAGUGCGACUGCAGCCCCUUGCAAAUCAAGCGCGACCGUGAUGGUGACCGCGGCGCACCCACCACCCUCUAACAGGCUGAACGCGCCGUCGCGUCGCUCAUCAAUGGCGCGGCUGCGACAGCAAGUCAAGGCGCAGCUGAAGAACGUAGACGUUGCUGAGCCCACCGAUGACACGUCCCUGCCCUCGGCAUGUGAUUCUGAUGCCGUUGCUGCGGUGCUUCAAAACGGAGCAGCACAAGGAGAGGAGAUGGAAGAACAGCAACAGCUGCUCUUCCAUCAGCCAGCAUUACCGAGCACUCUCCUCGCCUUCUCGACGUCGACGGAGGUCGCAUCGCUCAAGGGAAGCAGAAUGGUCACAGAAGCGCUCGCCACGUCGGCGGUGCCCUCAGUCUGCGCCGCGAAAGUGCUGCCGCACGGCCUGCAGUCCCCCAGCGCCAUCACAGACGUCGGUGCAGCACCACUCGACUGCUCAGGGCUGGACACUGAGAAGAGUGAACCCGUGAGCAAUGUCAGCCCUGCACGACAUCACUAUCAGCAGCAGCAGAAGAAGCGCUCUGCCUCGUUGCUCAAACAGCGAACCGACGGAGCUGCUUCGAGUCACAUUAGAGGUGUGCUGCAGCCGAAUGCCCCUCUUCACGCGCUGCAGUUUGUGUCUUGCACUCCAGCGAACACCGUCGAGUCACCAUCACUGUUAAGCCGCAGCGAAGAGCCGCAUCACCUGCCCAGCCCGCACCAAUGUCACAGCCUCCGCGUCGACAGCGAAGAGAGCGCUGACGCGAACUUUCGACCGGGCAGCAGAGCGAACAGAGAAUCUGGCGGCACUGUCGCCCUACGCAGCCGGCCAGCGCGCACUGCAAAGGCAGUUGCCGGUAAUCGCCCCUCCACCUCUUCGCCGGUGGUGAGUGACUACGAGCUGCCAUCACUGAUCGUGUGCCCCUUCGCCUUCACGGGCUGCUGCGCCGAUGGCGUCCACAGGAGCGCCGACCUGCACAAAGGCUCCACGCUGCACCAUCACCUCAUGGCCGUUACAAAGUGUGUGCAGCGGAUGCGGGUGCGCCAGCAGGAGCUCGAGCGGCUGGUGCGCGGGCUGCAGCAGCAGGUGCAGACGCAGGCGCUGAUGCUUCGUGAGACGAGAGAGAUGGAAAGGGCUCGGCAGCGCCCUACUGCGAGCCCCAGCGUUCUGAUCAGCUCACGGGGAUCGUCGCUGGACAGGCAUCUUUGUCCCGCACCCACGCCGGUCGGUGGAACCCACGCGCCAAAUGCGCACAAAGGCCGCAAGGCGCUCCCGCGCGACGUGAGCAUUCGUGAGCCGCUUGUCACGGAAUACGGCAUGGGCGACGAAGGCGGUGACGGCGCUGGAAGCGACACUGGUGGCGGCUCGCCCGGUCGACGCGCACAACCACCAAACAGCACUCAAAUGCAGCACGGUGGGACCCACAGUGUUCGCAGAGGUGAGGGGGACAGGGAAAGUGCCGGACUGUACGCGCGUCAGGUGCACAUGCGCACCUCAGCAGGACAACAACGGUUGGUUAUGGUCGACGCUCCAUCAAGUACGAGCGUAUCACUGACUCCUGUGUGGCGUGGGCCGCGGUCACUGGUGAGUGCUGGGACGGCGGCUGCAGCCCAAAAGACGACCGCUGCAGAGGUGCAGGGGCUCGGCGGCAUGAUGGGACGUGCAACCGCAAUGCAGCAGACUCAGCAAGAGCAACAGCAAGGUAGCGCAAACGGUGGGGAACAAGCACCGAGCUGUACUCCGCAGCAGAAUAAUCUGUGGAGCGACGGUAUCGAGGACCUCUCCAGUGCUUUAAGUGAUGGGCUAGGCGAUGAUGAUGGUGUCCAGGGGAAGCGCUGGAUGCCAACAUUGUCAGCGCUGCGACUCUCCAGUGCAGACAACGGCACCGAAAGCGGCUGCUCACCGGCACGGCACGGCAGGUGUGUUGCGGCGCCCUGCAUGCACUACGGUGCCUACCCACAACAGCAGCCCGGCGCGGGGGGCAGUACCGAGGUGAGCGGGAUGAGUAACGUACCGCCCUACCAACUUCCAAAUGAGUCUGUGAGCCCAAUUAGAAGCGCCUCCCUAGACCUCGACGACCACGAGGACGACACUGACGCUGGUGCCAUGCGCCAGCAGCUCUGGAACCUGACCUCGACGGAGAUCCCAGUUGCUACCGGGGCUGACGAGAGCUGUAUCACCGGCCGCACGGGUCAGUCCUCUGUGCGUGCAAAGCGGAAGACAGACCUACAACUAUCCCCUGCUGCGUCGCCCCGUUCGGCGCCGUCGCUGGUGAGCGUGACGUACCGGCCGUCCGAGCUCGCCUGUGAGGAGGGCAGGUAUGAUGAGGACGCCGUGCAUUUGACAGGCCCAGUCCCACCGACAGGGGGAAGCGCAAGCGCGGUGGCCGCAGCGAAUCGGCAGGUGCACACCGACGACGCAUCGAAGCCUCCUCUUGUCGACGGCGUGCGGCGUGCGGCUCCCCUCCAGCGCCCGACGCUAGUGCGCAAGUCGGACGUUGUGCCGCCUCCCCCAACUGCGCGUGAUGGCGCUGAUCGGGCCAAGACCGCGCUGCCACCUGUAGCGCCGCCUUCCUUGAGCACUCUAGCGGCUGCGUCGGUUGCCACCGCCGCCACCAGCAUUCAGAGCAAGUCGGAUGUCAAGCGGCCACGGCAGAUGACCGCGCCGGAGAGCGGCAGCACGCGUGGGUCGUUCUCCGGCAUCAACUUCGACGCACCAUCAUCAACCCUAUCUCUGAGGGCAUCACCCCUGGUCGCAGCAGCCAGCAGAGGCCCCAGUGUGAAUCGCAGCAGUGGUCACGCCUCAUACGACGGCAUUUUAGUGGCCACACCUCUGCUGGAGCCAGUGUCCAAGCGAAGCUCGGUUUCGAAGAACCGCCUGUUGCACGCGCACAGCUACCGCAUCGACAAGGACGUGACUGGCGAUCAUAGCGGUGCCUUGGCUGGUAGUGCAGAUUACGCACUUGGCGGACCUGGCAGGAGCGGAGGGCGUCGAAGUGGAUCGCAGACACGCCGUGACGCAGUCAUGCGCCGCCCGUUGCACGCGACAAGUGUUGUCUCCCCGAAGGAGGCCGUCGAUCAGGGGGUGGCGGCGCAUCACCUGGGCCUCCCCCCAAGGCGGGGAUCAUAA
Leishmania mexicana MHOM/GT/2001/U1103 is the source of this 3636-nucleotide messenger RNA. RefSeq lists its product as hypothetical. NCBI's taxonomy places the organism in Eukaryota, Euglenozoa, Kinetoplastea, Trypanosomatida, Trypanosomatidae. The transcript has a single exon. The coding region runs from base 1 to 3636 and encodes 1211 amino acids. The record is from RefSeq and is a predicted model, not a curated record.